AUGCCAAAUGCUGACAAAAUUGGGUACUUCAACAAACACUACCAGCACCCCAUGUUCCUAGUGUAUGCUAAGGAGGUGUCAGUUACUCAGGAGAUAAGGGAUCAGGCACCCUCCAAUCACUACCUCACAUUCUUCCUGAAUUCCUCAAGCUGGAUUCCUACCAAGAUAGCUACUGUCACCUGCCUUGUUGUCCGGGAGAACACCCCAGACCGGGGCCGGAUAACCCCCAGGGCAGUGGAGUGGCUGCUCUGGACACACGUCCCCGUGGGUCUUGAGCAAUUGACUAUGCAGAGUCACAUGGCUCAUGGUGGAUCAGACCACGAUGCAGAAAUCAAUGGACCAAUGGAGAAGGGACUAAGAACGAUGACCGGAGACCAUUGGACAACAAGGGAUGCCAACCUCAUGCUCAACCACCAUUGGGUUCACAAAGACUUCCAGCACUUCCUGGCCCUGCUGUUUGCCAUGGAUGAGAUCAACAAGGAUCCCAGCCUUUUACCCAAUAUAUCACUGGGCUUCCAUGUCCAUGAAAUCUACCACAAUGCUGAAAGAGCCAUGGAGGGUGCCUUUAUGGGGAUGUCAGGAGGAGGACAGACCAUCCCUAACUACAGCUGUGGGAAGCAGGAAAAAAGACUGUGGCUGUCAUUGGAGGAGCCACGUCUACCCUGUCCAUCUCCAUGGCGAACAUCUUGGGGCUCUACAAGUCCCCACAGGAUCACCUAUGGCCCAUUUGACCCAAUCCUUCAUGACAAGGUACAGUUUCCAUCUCUCUAUCAGGUGGCCCCCAAGUUCUCCUCUCUUCCCUGGGGGAUGGUCCGGUUAAUGGUGCAUUUCGGCUGGACCUGGGUGGGGUUGGUGGUGUCAGAUGAUAUGAAAGGAGAGAGAUUCCUCUUGGAUCUGACCAGGGAGAUGGUCAGGAACAGUGUCUGUGCAGCUUUUACCAAGAAGAUCCCUAGUGGAAAGUUCAACUUUUAUACAGCCCAGGAAAUCUACUCCAGUGUCAUGGCUACAUCAGCUGCAGUGAUGGCUGCCUAUGGGGAUGCAGAGUACCUGAACCUUCUGAGAUUUGUGAUAAAGAGUUUUGGACUAUCCAAGAUGGUUUUGAUCAGCACCUUUCACUGGGACUUCACUUUGAGCAUGACCUAUGAAACAAAUAGCUAUGAUUUUCAUGGGACUUUGACUCUGGCCAACCAUGCUAAAGAGAUUCUGGGUUUCAGAGAUUUUUUGCAGACAGUUAAACCAGCAAAAUAUCCAGAAGCCAUUAUCUUGAAGAAAUUCUGGGAGUCUGCCUUUGACUGUUCUUUUUCACUGCCUGAAAUGAAUGGAAGAAAAUGUUCAGAAAAUGCUUCCUUGGAGAUGCUGCCUGUGCAUAUUUUUUCUCUGACAAUGUCUGCCCUGAGUUACAGUGUGUACAACGCUGUGUAUGCCGUGGCCCAUGGGCUCCAGAACUUGCUCCUAUCCAACUCAAACCUGAAAUCUCUGGAAAAUGGGGACUGCCUGGUGCCUCAUCCUUGGCAGCUCCAUGAGUUUCUGAGCAAAGUCCAGUUUGACAACCCUGUGGGGGAACCAGUGUUUCUGGAUGAAAACCACAGAUCUACUGCAAAAUUUGAGAUUCUGAACUUUGCGAUCUCUCCCAAUGGAACUUGUGCGUUGGUGAAAGUCGGGGAGAUGGACCCCCAGGCACCUCCUGACCAAGAUGUUUUCAUCAAUGAAGCAAUAAUCAUGUGGCCCGGGGGAUUCUCUCAGGCUCCACAGUCACGGUGCAGCAGGAGCUGUGGACCCGGAUUCAGAAAACACGCCCAGCAAGGGGAGGCUGUCUGCUGCUAUUUUUGUGUCCAGUGCCCAGAGGGGGAGAUUUCCAACCAGACAGAUGCAGAGCAGUGUGUGAAGUGUCAUGAAGAUCAGUAUUCAAAUAUGGAGAGAGAUGGCUGCCUCCACAAAGCAGUGACUUUCUUGUCCCACAAGGAACCUUUGGGACUGAUCCUGGUCUGCAUGUCUCUCUCCUUCUCUCUCCUCACAGCUCUGGUUUUCGGGAUCUUCAUUAAGCACCGAGAUACCCCCAAUAGUCCGAGCUAAUAAUAGAAGUCUCAGCUACACCCUC
Messenger RNA from Ornithorhynchus anatinus (platypus), 2098 nucleotides. Its product is annotated as vomeronasal type-2 receptor 26. The transcript has 11 exons. Gene Ontology annotation, cellular component: membrane. Gene Ontology annotation, biological process: G protein-coupled receptor signaling pathway. NCBI's taxonomy places the organism in Eukaryota, Metazoa, Chordata, Mammalia, Monotremata, Ornithorhynchidae. The record is from RefSeq and is a predicted model, not a curated record. Gene Ontology annotation, molecular function: G protein-coupled receptor activity. Bases 1 to 2073 code for a protein of 690 amino acids.